CUUGCCGAAAGAGUGUCCACAGCAGCUACUCGCGCAAGACAUCCGAGGUGAAAGCACUUGGAGAGCUCGCCGACGAGAUUAUUGCGUCCAGCCGAGGAACCGACCGGCAACCGCCUUCGCGAUCGAGCACGAUUCCGCCGGAGUCGUGGAUGAGCGCUCCUUCUCGGAGUACCACCGUUUUGGACGCCAACGCUGCACCUUUCGUUAUUGGAUGCGCAGCUAUGGGCGCAGAGAACAAUGGUACUCUACUUGAGACAGCAUCUUCACGGCCAGCACAAAACUACCCUUCGACCGCAACAUCUACAACCUUUGGCACGGGUUUCGGUCGAAGUAAGAAAGCAGUGCUGUCAUACGGUGUUUUUUCCAAAGAGGCGGCAGGCUUAUCUUCUACGAAAGGUACUACCGCUGCCAACGCUGAUCAGACGGCAAAGACAGGUACCAGCUCGAACGGUGACGGGGCAAGUGAUGGGUUUCGAUAUUCAGUGGAAAACUACAAUACUAGCGACACGACCAGCGGUGCAGCCGAUGGAGUGGGCUUGCGUGAC
Amoebophrya sp. A25 is the source of this 545-nucleotide messenger RNA. The record is from the annotation of a GenBank genome assembly. NCBI's taxonomy places the organism in Eukaryota, Dinophyceae, Syndiniales, Amoebophryaceae.